Fusarium venenatum is the source of this 630-nucleotide messenger RNA. RefSeq lists its product as uncharacterized. Gene Ontology annotation, molecular function: peptidase activity. The record is from RefSeq and is a predicted model, not a curated record. NCBI's taxonomy places the organism in Eukaryota, Fungi, Ascomycota, Sordariomycetes, Hypocreales, Nectriaceae.
AUGGCGCCUUUAAUAUGCAACCCGUACGAAAGACAACGAGCAGUUUUCCUCAUCACGACGCCUAUCUCUUUCGGCGUGGUUGAAGUUUCUCAGUCGAGUUAUAAAUUGCUUGCGCGACAUGUCGGAAUGAGCUUAAAUAGCGUUAGUCAUUGGGCUGUUUGCGUCAUCGACAGAGGUCUUGGGGAGUGUUAUUGCUACGAUUUGAUGAGUGAUAGGUUGGAGUUGACGAUGUUGGGAAGAAACUACUUUCGCGUCGCGGCUAUUACGCCUGAGUUUGUUGAUACGUGGAGUUCGUGCUAUUAUAUCGGUGAGACGACAAAGACGCAUGAUGAGAUACAAGAGAUUGGUCAUCGACAUAUUGGACGUAACCCUCGAUAUUCACUACUAUCAAACAACUGUCAGCAUCUCGUUGACAGUCUCGUCAAAGAACUAUGCAACGGCAAAGUCAUCAGUCAAGCGAAACUAGACGAGGAACUAUCUCUGGCUUCACCAAAAAUUGCACGCGACUUGCUCGUAGGGAGGAUCAGAUCAAAGAUGGAGAGUGGGGGUGAGAGUGAGGACAGUCCUUCGAUUAAAGAGCAUUUAGAGGCAAUCAAAAGCACUUGGAUAGAACGAAAGUUGAAAUCAUAA